ACAUGACCUAACUAAAAAUAUAGAGAUGGUUCGUUGCGACGUCAGAUUGAUAGCCUCACAAAUCAUAACAGUCAAUCUUUAGGUAGGAAAGGAUGAUCAACUAAUAGGAAAAGUAAUCAAAACAUUCAACUCUAAUCAUCUUCUACUAACAAACUACUUUUUGUUCCACUACCUUUACUUAACUGUCAUCUGCUUCACUGUCACUCAUAAGGAGAGGACAAAGGAGGAAGACAAAAAGAGAGGAAAGAAAAAAAUGUGGUUGUUCGGAAGAAAAGGGCCAUCUGGGUUUUCUAGAUCUUCAACGGCUGAAGAAGUUACUCAUGGAAUUGAUGGUUCGGGUCUUACUGCCAUUGUUACAGGAGCAUCAAGUGGCAUUGGUGCUGAAACCUCACGUGUCCUUGCAUUACGUGGUGUACAUGUUGUCAUGGGUGUUAGGAAUAUGGAAGCUGGCAGAGAGGUCAAAAAUAAAAUAGUUCAGGAAAUUCCUAGUGCUAAAGUUGAUGCUAUGGAGUUGGAUUUGAGCUCAAUGACGUCCGUAAGAAAAUUCGCAUCAGAGUAUAAUUCGUCCAAGCUUCCACUUAACCUUUUAAUUAACAAUGCAGGAGUGAUGGCCACACCUUUUAAGCUCUCUAAAGACAAUAUCGAGCUUCAGUUUGCAACAAACCACUUAGGUCAUUUUCUUCUUACACAUCUUCUGUUGGAUACCAUGAAGAGAACAGCGUGUGAAAGUGGUAAAGAGGGAAGGAUCGUAAAUGUGUCAUCAGAAGCUCACCGAUUUGCGUAUUCUGAAGGAGUUCGCUUUGAUAAACUCAACGAUCCAUCAGGGUACAGCAGUUGGCGUGCAUAUGGCCAAUCAAAGCUUGCUAACAUUUUGCAUGCUAAUGAGCUGACUAAGCGUUUCAAGGAGGACGGUGUUCAAAUAACAGCAAAUUCUCUUCAUCCAGGGGCAAUUAAUACAAACCUCUUCCGCUAUAAUAGCUGGAUGGACGGUAUGACUAAAAAAGUUGGCAAGUUUGUCCUGAAAAGUGUCCCACAGGGAGCUGCAACAACUUGUUAUGUUGCUAUGCAUCCACAGUUGAAGCAAAUCAGUGGUGAAUAUUUCAGUGACUGUAACGUUGCCAAGCCUACCUCACAAGCUCGAGAUGCUUCUUUGGCUGAAAGACUCUGGGAGUUUAGCAUGAAUCUGAUCAAGACUUGAUGAUUUUUCUUUGCUAUACAUGAUCUUUGAUCAAAACAUACAAACAACACCAGGGAAAUUGUGUGCUCAUUGAAGCUUGAUGAACGAGUUGAGCUUGUGAUAUUUAGAUUUCCUACAUGUUGAAGACUACUCAUUUCCUGCUAUGAACAGAAUUGUUUUAGUUGAGAUGUACGAGUUAGCUCAAAUUCCCUGGGGAAUGGGAUUGUAAUGCACUCAAAGCCUGCAAUAAUAUUUCCUUGUCCGUUCGAAUAAACAAAAAAUUUGAAAUGAUGCAUCCAUGUAUGCGACAUAUCUUGAUCAGCAAAUACUUUACUCCGUUGUCCCUUCG
This is a messenger RNA of Amaranthus tricolor (Joseph's coat), 1526 nucleotides long. RefSeq names its product short-chain dehydrogenase TIC 32, chloroplastic-like. NCBI's taxonomy places the organism in Eukaryota, Viridiplantae, Streptophyta, Magnoliopsida, Caryophyllales, Amaranthaceae. Bases 254 to 1198 code for a protein of 314 amino acids. The record is from RefSeq and is a predicted model, not a curated record. The transcript has 8 exons.